This is a messenger RNA of Macaca mulatta (Rhesus monkey), 14677 nucleotides long. The record is from RefSeq and is a predicted model, not a curated record. Lineage: Eukaryota; Metazoa; Chordata; Mammalia; Primates; Cercopithecidae.
GGAACACUAUGGAAGGUUUUCUUUUACAGUCUGAGAUAUUUAUAGUUAUGUGUAAGCACACAGUUUAUAGAAUAUGUAAAUGGUCCAUAUGUUAACUUAAAUACCCUUAAAAUAUUUUCCAAUAAUUUAAAUCUUUCCAUAAAAGUAGCUGAAGCUGCUUAUAGUAAAAGAGAAGUAUACACGAAGGAUAGAAGAAUUUAGAUGUAGUUAAUAUAAAUAUGAAUGCCACUUUGGAGGAACUGGAAGUAUUUGCAUGAACACCGAUCAAGUCAUGCCUCCUUGUUAAUAGAGUGAACAAAACAGACGAAAGUUUCUGUUUUCAUGAAGUUUAUGUGAAUAUCAAUAGCUUCCAUAUUCUGAGGGUUUAUUAUGUGACAGAUGCUUGGGUUCAAAAUACUUAACUUGUUUCCUUUAGUCCUUAAAAUAGAUGUUAGGAUUCUUGUUUACAGAAAAGUUAAGGAAUGUUCAUCCAGAUCAUGAUCUAGUCAGUCAGUGGUAUAGAGCAGCCACUGGAACCCCUCUUUCCUGAUCCAAAGCCAACAUACUUAACCAUAAUAAAUAAUGCCAUUGUCUGGUGGAAUCCUGUAGUCCGUUAGAUAGCGUAAUUUUGUAUUUAAUGUAAACAUUUUGUGCUUUUUAAAUUUUACUUUUUAAAACAAUAUUUUAAUUCUGAAUGAGCAUUUGCAUAAUAGGAGAAUGAUCUAAAUUGCAAACUUCCAUUUUGAAGAGUUGUAGUUCUUUUAAAUCUUUUUGUAACUGGGAAGAAGAAUGGAUUUAUGUUUGUUGUAAUCCAAGGAAAGUUGGUUAGCAUUCUUUCCUGUUACUUUUUGAUCCAAAAAGAAAUUCUUUAGUAGAUUAAGACCAGGAAUGAAUGUGCGGAUUUUUUUUUAAAUAAAAAAUUGAGAGAGAUAGAAACUAGCAAUUCAGAGCCAGAUUUAUGUUCAGAAAUGUUUGAUGCCAGCCGUUUUAGUUACAAAUAGCUUUUUCUUGACUGUACAGUUGUGUUCUUAUGAAAGUACCAUUCUGAAAGUGGUGUAAGAGACCAUGUAAAAUGAUUGGAAUGCCUCAGCCUCUGAACAAUGGCCAUAGCCAAUUAUUAAAAUUACCCAGUACUAACCUGUCUUAGCUUGGGAACUAUGGAAUUAACUGUGGGUAGCAUUUCUACACAUACCAUUACAGAACAAGCAUAAAGACAACCUUGUUUUUUUCCUGUUCUGUGGAUUUUUUUUUUCUUAUUACCAUCUCUUUUGUUACUGAAAACAGGUGAUCAUCUAUACUAAUAGAUAAGAGAAGUGUGUUUGACACCAAUACCUAAUCUUAGAUUAUCCCUGCUAUUUUAAAACACAGUCCUUCACCUGCAUGCUCAGACAUGUGGGUUCUUUCAAACAUACUGGACUUCCUCCUUAGGUUUUAGUUGUGUUAGUCAGUAGUUGAAUGAUGAAGGAGAGGAUGCCAAGGAAUACUAAAGACGGUAAAAGAGAUAAGUGACAGUAAACAUUGUUGAUUUUUAAUUAUCUCUCAGAAUGACUAUUAGAUACCCUUCCCUACUACAUUUUGAUUUUUGCUUUAGCAUAGCUGGUGAGUUUUGGAAUCAGAGAGACUGAGCUCUGAUUUGUACUAGCUAGGAAUAUUAGACAAGCCACUUCUUUAAGUCUCAGUUCCCUUAUUUAUAUAAUGGGAAUAAUAGUAAUAUCUGACUUGCGGGAUUGUUUGUAAAGAUUGAAAGCAGCAUAUUUAAUUGUGCUUUCGUGGUUCUGGCACAAAAUAGGCACCUGAGUGUAAGGGCCCCUGAACUUUAAAGUUCAUUACUUUCAUGGUAAUUCCUCCUUUGAAAUAUAUAGUCUGGGAACAUUUGUCUCCAGACCUUCUUGUUUCAGUUUCUUUUAAUGACUCCCUUUAGGUUCUGCUCCAUGGCCAAGGCAAGAUUAUGGAUCACCUAAAGUGUAGACUAAAAGUACUAUCGUCUAGUAACUUCAAGUUUGUAGAUUAACUCACUGUGAAUCAAAAGCUUUUAAAAAUCUUUUGUGUGGUCAUAGUUUGUAGUGUCUUGUACCUCUCAUCUCAGAAGCAAUUGAUUCAUAGAAAAAUUAUUUAGGAUUUCAGAUUAAAGAUGAAGAACUCUUUCAAUAAGGAAGAACUUAUUUGGUUGGAUUAUUUGUUUCUAUCUUUCACCCCUGAGUCUUCAUGGAAAUCAGGUUUGAAAUGUUAGAAGCAGUUGGUUUUCAGCAUUGGGAAAGCUUAUCUAAUCAGGCAUGCGAAGUGGCCUAUGUCAGAUUUCUGGGCUAGAGAAGGCUAGGGGAGGUUGAGGAGAUUAUUGUACUUGUAAUUCCUGAGCAUGGUUGAGACACAGGGAGAGGACUGUGGAAAUUGUUUUUAAAAAGUUGUUGAAGUUAAUGCGUUCUUGGGUGGAUUUACUAAACAGAACAAAACAAAAAGUUGUUGAAGUUAGUUACACUGGUCUGACAAUGUAUACUUACCACCCCCAUUUGGGCUGGAGGAAUGGAUCUAAUAAUAAUAUAGGUGUUUGUGAUCUAAUUUGAAUAAUGUAAUCAUUUAUCGUUUCUGGGUUAGAUGGUAAGGAUUUUCUGUUUCACAGAUUUUUAGACUGGGAAUUGUACUAUUAUAAAAUAAUAUUUUACAUUAAAUAAUACUUUCCGGAUUUUAAUCACCUUAAUAGACAUGGUCUUAUUUGAGCCACAAAUGAACUCUGCUAAGAAUGGAGGGCUGGUUACAUUAUUUUAGUUUUACAGAUGAGAAUAAUCAGUCUCAAAUAGCUUAAGGGAAUUCCUUUAGACCAUAUGGUUAGUGUAUGGGAAAGCCAGAGCUAGAACCCAGGUUCUGAUUUCCAAAGCAGUUCUUAUUUCAUUAUACCACAUAAUUUUAUAAUGUCCCUAAAUCUGAAUUUCAUUCCUCAUGAUGUGAAAGGAUUCCCUUCGUUUAUGUUUGGUUAGCUGUGUCAGAGCACGACAGUAAUGGAGCAGACUUUGAGUAUUCUUUCCCCCAGAUGGGUCAGUUAGCUUUUCUUAAAGCUGUUCUGUGCUUGCAUUGUUAAUCAGUUGUCCCUGGUUCCUAGACAGGAUGUUGAUCAGAUGUGAAAUAGGCAGAAAUAUGUGACUGACUCAGCCUAACUCAUCACAACUUUCAUAUGUCUUGCUAGUGGGUCCAUGAUGUCACUGUCAUUUACAGGCAUUUUUAAUUUUCUGAUAUCUAUUUCUUAGUAUUUUUCCUCAGCCAUUUUCAAUGUCUCAAGCCAUAGUUCUUCCUGAGUGGCCUGAAGUCAUUUUGCUGCUCUCUAAAGCUUCCUUAAGGUUUCUCAAGAGCGUAAAACAUAGGCCACUUCCAAAUGUAUUUUUAUUUCCUAGCUCUUAGCAUUUCUCACCUUAUCAUUAUAACUUUAAAUUUAAACAGAAUACAAAUUGUGUGCACAGAUGGGUGUGUCAGUAUUGCACUGUCACUUAUGUAAGUGCAGUUUAGCAUUUCUUCUUUCCUUUUAAUCAAAAUGAGGAAAUAGAAAAUGUUUUGUUAUGGUAGUUUUACACAUACACCCACAAGGAAAUAUGUACCUAGAGUCUGUGGGAACUGUAACUGAUACAUUUCAGGGAAGAAAAUGUAUGAUGGCUAAACUUUUAACUCUGCCAAAUGUUUAUGGGGAAAGAAAAAUUAACAGACUCACAUUUUACACUUUAGUUUAUCCUAGCCUCUGCCUUGUUUACAUCUAUAUGAUAAUGAAGCUAUACUUGUCUUUCCACAACAGUGUAUUUUAUAUGUUGUACCUUUUGUUUAAGGGAGCCUUCUUAAACUUUCUUUCAGUUGUCCAGUGUACAGAAGCUUACUGCAAGGAGUGGCCAACUAGUUAAAGGUUUGACACCUCAAUAUCAACAAAAUGCCAAGUGGAUCAUUUUCACUCCCACAGCAAUCCAGUUGGACAUUUGACCAUGCCCCGUGGUCCAUGGAGAGCUUCUCUGAAGGCCACUUUUAUCUAGCACAUCACGGCUAUACACCUCUUUCACUAGAAAGAAUUUGGCAGUUUUAUGUUGUGAGAACUGAGAUUCACCAUUCUCCACCAUCCUGAGAAGAGCUUUGGUAGCAGGGCUGCUCCUGAGCCUUGCAGUGUCGAGAUGGCUAUGAACCCUGUGUAAAUGAAGGAAUGUGUGUUACCUACCACAAUGGCACAGGAUACUGCAAAUGUCCAGAGGGCUUCUUGGGAGAAUAUUGUCAACAUCGAGACCCCUGUGAGAAGAACCGCUGCCAGAAUGGUGGGACUUGUGUGGCCCAGGCCAUGCUGGGGAAAGCCACGUGCCGAUGUGCCUCAGGGUUCACCGGAGAGGACUGCCAGUACUCGACAUCUCACCCAUGCUUUGUGUCUCGCCCAUGCCUGAAUGGCGGCACAUGCCAUAUGCUCAGCCGAGAUACCUAUGAGUGCACCUGCCAAGUUGGGUUUACAGGUAAGGAGUGCCAAUGGACUGAUGCCUGCCUGUCUCAUCCCUGUGCAAAUGGAAGUACCUGUACCACUGUGGCCAAUCAGUUCUCCUGCAAAUGCCUCACAGGCUUCACAGGGCAAAAGUGUGAGACUGAUGUCAAUGAGUGUGACAUUCCAGGACACUGCCAGCAUGGUGGCACCUGCCUCAACCUGCCUGGUUCCUAUCAGUGCCAGUGCCCUCAGGGCUUCACAGGCCAGCACUGUGACAGCUUGUAUGUGCCCUGUGCACCCUCGCCUUGUGUCAACGGAGGCACCUGUCGGCAGACUGGUGACUUCACUUUUGAGUGCAACUGUCUUCCAGGUUUUGAAGGGAGCACCUGUGAGAGGAAUAUUGAUGACUGCCCUAACCACAGGUGUCAGAAUGGAGGGGUUUGUGUGGAUGGGGUCAACACUUACAACUGCCGCUGCCCCCCGCAAUGGACAGGACAGUUCUGCACAGAGGAUGUGGAUGAAUGCCUGCUGCAGCCCAAUGCCUGUCAGAAUGGGGGCACCUGUGCCAACCGCAAUGGAGGCUAUGGCUGUGUGUGUGUCAACGGCUGGAGUGGAGAUGACUGCAGUGAGAACAUUGAUGAUUGUGCCUUCGCCUCCUGUACUCCAGGCUCCACCUGCAUCGACCGUGUGGCCUCCUUCUCUUGCAUGUGCCCAGAGGGGAAGGCAGGUCUCCUGUGUCAUCUGGAUGAUGCCUGCAUCAGCAAUCCUUGCCACAAGGGGGCACUGUGUGACACCAACCCCCUAAAUGGACAGUAUAUUUGCACCUGCCCACAAGGCUACAAAGGGGCUGACUGCACAGAAGAUGUGGAUGAGUGUGCCAUGGCCAAUAGCAAUCCUUGUGAGCAUGCAGGAAAAUGUGUGAACACAGAUGGCGCCUUCCACUGUGAGUGUCUGAAAGGUUAUGCAGGACCUCGUUGUGAGAUGGACAUCAAUGAGUGCCAUUCAGAUCCCUGCCAGAAUGAUGCUACCUGUCUGGAUAAGAUUGGAGGCUUCACAUGUCUGUGCAUGCCAGGUUUCAAAGGUGUGCAUUGUGAAUUAGAAAUAAAUGAAUGUCAGAGCAACCCUUGUGUGAACAAUGGGCAGUGUGUGGAUAAAGUCAAUCGUUUCCAGUGCCUGUGUCCUCCUGGUUUUACUGGGCCAGUUUGCCAGAUUGAUAUUGAUGAUUGUUCCAGUACUCCGUGUCUGAAUGGGGCAAAGUGUAUCGAUCACCCAAAUGGCUAUGAAUGCCAGUGUGCCACAGGUUUCACUGGUGUGUUGUGUGAGGAGAACAUUGACAACUGUGACCCCGAUCCUUGCCACCAUGGUCAGUGUCAGGAUGGUAUUGAUUCCUACACCUGCAUCUGCAAUCCUGGGUACAUGGGCGCCAUCUGCAGUGACCAGAUUGAUGAAUGUUAUAGCAGCCCUUGCCUGAACGAUGGUCGCUGCAUCGACCUGGUCAAUGGCUACCAGUGCAACUGCCAGCCGGGCACAUCAGGGGUUAAUUGUGAAAUUAAUUUUGAUGACUGUGCAAGUAACCCUUGUAUCCAUGGAAUCUGUAUGGAUGGCAUUAAUCGCUACAGUUGUGUCUGCUCACCAGGAUUCACAGGGCAGAGAUGUAACAUUGACAUCGAUGAGUGUGCCUCCAAUCCCUGUCGUAAGGGUGCAACAUGUAUCAACGGUGUGAAUGGUUUCCGCUGUAUAUGCCCUGAGGGGCCCCAUCACCCCAGCUGCUACUCACAGGUGAACGAAUGCCUGAGUAAUCCCUGCAUCCAUGGAAACUGUACUGGAGGUCUCAGUGGAUAUAAGUGCCUCUGUGAUGCAGGCUGGGUUGGCAUCAACUGUGAAGUGGACAAAAAUGAAUGUCUUUCUAAUCCAUGCCAGAAUGGAGGAACUUGUGACAAUCUGGUGAAUGGAUACAGGUGUACUUGCAAGAAGGGCUUUAAAGGCUAUAACUGCCAGGUGAAUAUUGAUGAAUGUGCCUCAAAUCCAUGCUUGAACCAAGGAACCUGCUUUGAUGACAUAAGUGGCUACACUUGCCACUGUGUGCUGCCAUACACAGGCAAGAACUGUCAGACAGUAUUGGCUCCCUGUUCCCCAAACCCUUGUGAGAAUGCUGCUGUUUGCAAAGAGUCACCAAAUUUUGAGAGUUACACCUGCUUGUGUGCUCCUGGCUGGCAAGGUCAGAGGUGUACCAUUGACAUUGACGAGUGUAUCUCCAAGCCCUGCAUGAACCAUGGUCUCUGCCAUAACACCCAGGGCAGCUACAUGUGUGAAUGUCCACCAGGCUUCAGUGGUAUGGACUGUGAGGAGGACAUCGAUGACUGCCUUGCCAAUCCUUGCCAGAAUGGAGGUUCCUGUGUGGAUGGAGUGAAUACUUUCUCCUGCCUCUGCCUUCCGGGUUUCACUGGGGAUAAGUGCCAGACAGACAUGAAUGAGUGUCUAAGUGAACCCUGUAAGAAUGGAGGGACCUGCUCUGACUACGUCAACAGUUACACUUGCAAGUGCCAGGCAGGAUUUGAUGGAGUCCAUUGUGAGAACAACAUCGAUGAGUGCACUGAGAGCUCUUGUUUCAAUGGUGGCACAUGUGUUGAUGGGAUUAACUCCUUCUCUUGCUUGUGCCCUGUGGGUUUCACUGGACUCUUCUGCCUCCAUGAGAUCAAUGAAUGCAGCUCUCAUCCAUGCCUGAAUGAGGGAACGUGUGUUGAUGGCCUGGGUACCUACCACUGUAGCUGCCCCCUGGGCUACACUGGGAAAAACUGUCAGACCCUGGUGAACCUCUGCAGUCGGUCUCCAUGUAAAAACAAAGGUACUUGCAUUCAGGAUAAAGCAGAGUCCCGGUGCCGAUGUCCAUCUGGAUGGGCUGGUGCUUAUUGUGACGUGCCCAAUGUCUCUUGUGACAUAGCAGCCUCCAGGAGAGGUGUGCUUGUUGAACACUUGUGCCAGCACUCAGGUGUCUGCAUCAAUGCUGGCAACACACAUUACUGUCAGUGCCCCCUGGGCUAUACUGGGAGCUACUGUGAGGAACAGCUCGAUGAGUGUGCGUCCAACCCCUGCCAGCACGGGGCAACGUGCAGUGACUUCAUUGGUGGAUACAGAUGCGAGUGUGUCCCAGGCUAUCAGGGUGUCAACUGUGAGUAUGAAGUGGAUGAGUGCCAGAAUCAGCCCUGCCAGAAUGGAGGCACCUGUAUUGACCUUGUGAACCAUUUCAAGUGCUCCUGCCCACCAGGCACUCGGGGCCUACUCUGUGAAGAAAACAUUGAUGACUGUGCCAGGGGUCCACAUUGCCUUAAUGGUGGUCAGUGCGUGGAUAGGAUUGGAGGCUACAGUUGUCGCUGCUUGCCUGGCUUUGCUGGGGAGCGAUGUGAGGGAGACAUCAACGAGUGCCUCUCCAACCCCUGCAGCUCUGAGGGCAGCCUGGACUGUAUACAGCUCACCAAUGACUACCUGUGUGUUUGCCGUAGUGCCUUUACUGGCCGGCACUGUGAAACCUUCGUCGAUGUGUGUCCCCAGAUGCCCUGCCUGAAUGGAGGGACUUGUGCUGUGGCCAGUAACAUGCCUGAUGGUUUCAUUUGCCGUUGUCCCCCGGGAUUUUCCGGGGCAAGGUGCCAGAGCAGCUGUGGACAAGUGAAAUGUAGGAAAGGAGAGCAGUGUGUGCACACCGCCUCUGGACCCCGCUGCUUUUGCCCCAACCCCCGGGACUGCGAGUCAGGCUGUGCCAGUAGCCCCUGCCAGCACGGGGGCAGCUGCCACCCUCAGCGCCAGCCUCCUUAUUACUCCUGCCAGUGUGCCCCACCAUUCUGGGGUAGCCGCUGUGAACUCUACACGGCACCCCCCAGCACCCCUCCUGCCACCUGUUUGAGCCAAUAUUGUGCCGACAAAGCUCGUGAUGGCGUCUGUGAUGAGGCCUGCAACAGCCAUGCCUGCCAGUGGGAUGGGGGUGACUGUUCUCUCACCAUGGAGAACCCCUGGGCCAACUGUUCCUCCCCACUUCCCUGCUGGGAUUAUAUCAACAACCAGUGUGAUGAGCUGUGCAACACGGCCGAGUGCCUGUUUGACAACUUUGAAUGCCAGGGGAACAGCAAGACAUGCAAGUAUGACAAAUACUGUGCAGACCACUUCAAAGACAACCACUGUGACCAGGGGUGCAACAGUGAGGAGUGUGGUUGGGAUGGGCUGGACUGUGCUGCUGACCAGCCUGAGAACCUGGCAGAGGGUACCCUGGUUAUUGUGGUAUUGAUGCCACCUGAACAGCUGCUCCAGGAUGCUCGCAGCUUCUUGCGGGCACUGGGGACCCUGCUCCACACCAACCUGCGCAUUAAGCGGGACUCCCAGGGGGAGCUCAUGGUGUACCCCUAUUAUGGUGAGAAAUCAGCUGCCAUGAAGAAACAGAGGAUGACACGCAGGUCCAUUCCUGGUGAACAAGAGCAGGAGGUGGCUGGCUCUAAAGUCUUUCUGGAAAUUGACAACCGCCAGUGUGUUCAAGACUCAGACCACUGUUUCAAGAACACAGAUGCAGCAGCAGCUCUCCUGGCCUCUCACGCCAUACAGGGGACCCUGUCAUACCCUCUCGUGUCUGUCGUCAGUGAAUCCCUGACUCCAGAACGCACUCAGCUCCUCUAUCUCCUUGCUGUUGCUGUUGUCAUCAUUCUGUUUAUUAUUCUGCUGGGGGUAAUCAUGGCAAAACGAAAGCGUAAGCAUGGCUCUCUCUGGCUGCCUGAAGGUUUCACUCUUCGCCGAGAUGCAAGCAAUCACAAGCGUCGUGAGCCAGUGGGACAGGAUGCUGUGGGGCUGAAAAAUCUCUCAGUGCAAGUCUCAGAAGCUAACCUAAUUGGUUCUGGAACAAGUGAACACUGGGUCGAUGAUGAAGGGCCCCAACCAAAGAAAGUGAAGGCUGAAGAUGAAGCCUUACUCUCAGAAGAAGACGACCCCAUUGAUCGACGGCCAUGGACACAGCAGCACCUUGAAGCUGCAGACAUCCGUAGGACACCAUCGCUGGCCCUCACCCCUCCUCAGGCAGAGCAGGAGGUGGAUGUGUUGGAUGUGAAUGUCCGGGGCCCAGAUGGCUGCACCCCAUUAAUGUUGGCUUCUCUCCGAGGAGGCAGCUCAGAUUUGAGUGAUGAAGAUGAAGAUGCAGAGGACUCUUCUGCUAACAUCAUCACAGACUUGGUCUACCAAGGUGCCAGCCUCCAGGCCCAGACGGACCGGACUGGUGAGAUGGCCCUGCACCUUGCAGCCCGCUACUCACGGGCUGAUGCUGCCAAGCGUCUCCUGGAUGCAGGUGCAGAUGCCAAUGCCCAGGACAACAUGGGCCGCUGCCCCCUCCAUGCUGCAGUGGCAGCUGAUGCCCAAGGUGUCUUCCAGAUUCUGAUUCGCAACCGAGUAACUGAUCUAGAUGCCAGGAUGAAUGAUGGUACUACACCCCUGAUCCUGGCUGCCCGCCUGGCUGUGGAGGGAAUGGUGGCAGAACUGAUCAACUGCCAAGCAGAUGUGAAUGCAGUGGAUGACCAUGGAAAAUCUGCCCUUCACUGGGCAGCUGCUGUCAAUAAUGUGGAGGCGACUCUUUUGCUGUUGAAAAAUGGGGCUAACCGAGACAUGCAGGACAACAAGGAAGAGACACCGCUGUUUCUUGCUGCCCGGGAGGGGAGCUAUGAAGCAGCCAAGAUCCUGUUAGACCAUUUUGCCAAUCGAGACAUCACAGACCAUAUGGAUCGUCUUCCCCGGGAUGUGGCUCGGGAUCGCAUGCACCAUGACAUUGUGCGCCUCCUGGAUGAAUACAAUGUGACCCCAAGCCCUCCAGGCACCGUGUUGACUUCUGCUCUCUCACCUGUCAUCUGUGGGCCCAACAGAUCUUUCCUCAGCCUGAAGCACACACCAAUGGGCAAGAAGUCUAGACGGCCCAGUGCCAAGAAUACCAUGCCCACUAGCCUCCCUAACCUUGCCAAGGAGGCGAAGGAUGCCAAGGGUAGUAGGAGGAAGAAGUCUCUGAGUGAGAAGGUCCAACUGUCUGAGAGUUCAGUAACUUUAUCUCCUGUUGAUUCCCUAGAAUCUCCUCACACAUACGUUUCCGAUACCACAUCCUCUCCAAUGAUUACAUCCCCUGGGAUCUUACAGGCCUCACCCAACCCUAUGUUGGCCACUGCCGCCCCUCCUGCCUCAGUCCAUGCCCAGCAUGCACUGUCUUUUUCUAACCUUCAUGAAAUGCAGCCUUUGGCUCAUGGGGCCAGCACUGUGCUUCCCUCAGUGAGCCAGUUGCUAUCCCACCACCACAUUGUGCCCCCAAGCAGUGGCAGUGCUGGAAGCUUGAGUAGGCUCCAUCCAGUCCCAGUCCCAGCAGACUGGAUGAACCGCAUGGAGGUGAAUGAAACCCAGUACAAUGAGAUGUUUGGUAUGGUCCUGGCUCCAGCUGAGGGCACCCACCCUAGCAUAGCUCCCCAGAGCAGGCCACCUGAAGGGAAGCACAUAACCACCCCUCGGGAGCCCUUGCCCCCCAUUGUGACUUUCCAGCUCAUCCCUAAAGGCAGUAUUGCCCAACCAGCGGGGGCUCCCCAGCCUCAGUCCACCUGCCCUCCAGCUGUUACGGGCCCCCUGCCCACCAUGUACCAGAUUCCAGAAAUGGCCCGUUUGCCCAGUGUGGCUUUCCCCACUGCCAUGAUGCCCCAACAGGACGGGCAGGUAGCUCAGACCAUUCUCCCAGCCUAUCAUCCUUUCCCAGCCUCUGUGGGCAAGUACCCCACACCCCCUUCACAGCACAGUUAUGCUUCCUCAAAUGCUGCUGAGCGAACACCCAGUCACAGUGGUCACCUCCAGGGUGAGCAUCCCUACCUGACACCAUCCCCAGAGUCUCCUGACCAGUGGUCAAGUUCAUCACCCCACUCUGCUUCUGACUGGUCAGAUGUGACCACCAGCCCUACCCCUGGGGGUGCUGGAGGAGGUCAGCGGGGACCUGGGACACACAUGUCUGAGCCACCACACAACAACAUGCAGGUUUAUGCGUGAAAGAGUCCACCUCCAGUGUAGAGACAUAACUGCCUUUUGUAAAUGCUGCUGAGGAACAAAUGAAGGUCAUCCGGGAGAGAAAUGAAGAAAUCUCUGGAGCCAGCUUCUAGAGGUAGGAAAGAGAAGAUGCUUUUAUUCAGAUAAUGCAAGAGAAGCAAUUUGUCAGUUUCACUGGGUAUCUGCAAGGCUUAUUGAUUAUUCUAAUCUAAUAAUCAAGACAAGCUUAUGGAAAUGCGAGAGGAAUACAAGCCUUGAGUCCAUGUUUACUCUCUUCUAUUUGGAGCAUAAGAUGGAUGCUUACUGAAGCCCAGACAUUCUUGCAGCCUUGACUGUGUUUUAAGCCCUGCGGGCUUCUGCCAUAUCCAUGAGAAGAUUCUACACUAGAGUCCUGUUGGGAAUUGUGCCCUGGAAUUCUGCCUGAAUUGACCUAUGCAUCUUCUCCUCCUUGGACAUUCUUUUGUCUUCAUUUGGUGCUUUCGAUUUUGCACCUCUCCAUGAUUGUAGCCCUACCAGCAUGUUAUAGGGCAAGACCUUUGUGUUUUUAAUCAUUCCGGCCCAUGAAAGAAACUUUGGUCUCCUUUCCCCUCCUGUCUUCCCAGUAUCUCUUGGAGUCUCACGAGGUUUACUUUGGUAUGGUUCUCAGCAUAAACCUUUCAAGUAUGUUUCUUUAGAAAAUGGACAUACUGUAUUAUGUUCUCCUGCAUAUAUCAUUCCUGGAGAGAGAAGGGGAGCAGAAUAUUUUUCUUCCACAAAUUUUGGGGGCAGGAGAUCCCUUCAAGAGGCUACACCUUAAUUUUUCUUGUCUGUGUGCAGGUCUUCAUAUAAACUUUACCAGGAGGAAGGGUAUGAGUCUGUUGUUUUUCUGUGUAUGGGCCUGGUCAGUGUGACGUUUUAUCCUUGAUGGUCUAGUUACUAUGACCCUCCCUACUUUUUUAAAACCAGAAAAAGGUUUGGAAUGUUGGAAUGACCAAGCGACAAGCUAACUUGUGCAAGAGCCGGCUACCCACCCACAGGUCCCCUACUUCCUACCAAGCAUUCCAUUGACUGCGUGUAUGGAACAUAUUUGUCCCAGAUCUGAGCACUCUAGGCCUGUUUUACUCACUCACCCAGCAUAUGAAACUAGUCUUAACUGUCGAGCCUUUCCUUUCAUCUCCACAGAAGACACUGUCUCAAAUGUUGUACCCUUGCUCUUUAGGACUGAACUUUCCUUAGCCCAAGGGACCCACUGACAGUUGUCUUCCUUUUGUCGGAUGAUCAGUCUCAACUUUCUGAUUAUCUUGCUGCUUAAAGACCUGCUCACCAAUCUUUCUUUCACACUUGUGGUCUGAGUUACUGGUAUACCCAGUAUGUUCUCACUGAAGACGUGGACUUUGUGUUUAAGUGCAGGAAAUGGAAAGUUGGACUUGUUUUCUAUGGUCCAAGACAGCCCUAUAAGAAGAUUGGAAAAGGAGGAACUAUAUAGCUGUUUUCUGCUACCAUUUCUUUUCCUCUGAAGCGGCCAUGGCAUUCCCUUUGGCAACUAACAUAGAAACUCAACAGAACGUUUUCCUUUCCUAGAGUCACCUUCUAGAUGGUAAUGGACAACUACAGACUUGCUCAUUGUUCACACUGUGACUGCCCCUCACCUGAACCCACUGUUUGUAUUCAUGCUCUUGGCAGUUUCCUUGACUCUCUUUUAAGGGCAGAAGCAUUUUAGUUAAUAGUAGAAAAAUAAUAGUUUUCUUCCUCUUCUUCUUGGGCCGGUUAAUAAUUGGUCCAUGGCUACACUGCCACUUUUGUCAGGUACUGUGAUGCCCAUGACACCUGCAAAAUAAGUUCUGCCUGGGCAUUUUGUAGCUAUUAACAGGUGAAUUCCUGACUCUUGGUUUGAAUGACAGUUCUCAUUCCUUCUGUGGCUGCAAGUAUACAUCAGUGCUUCCCACUUACCUAAUAUGUCUGUUGGUGGCCCCGUAUGGAAACCCUGUGUGUCUGUUAGCAUGAUAGUUUACAAAUGGUUUUUUCAGUCCUGUCCAAAUUUAUUGAACCAACAAAAAUAAUUAGUUCUGCCCUGAGAUAAGCAGAUUAAGUUUGUUCAUUGUCUGCUUUAUUCUCUCCAUGUGGCAACAUCCUGUCAGCCUCUUUCAGAGUGUGCAAACAUUUUACCAUUCUAAAUGGUGACUCUCUGUCCUUGGACCCAUUUAUUAUUCAUAGAUGAGGAAAACCUUUCUGCAUGGGCCUCUGUGGACCACAGCAUUCCUGCCCUUUCCUGCCCUCCUGCCCCAGCCCCACUUCUGAAAAUAUCAGCUGCUGAUCCAGCCACUGGAUAUUUUAUAUCCUCCCUUUUCCCUAAGCACGAUGUCAGACCAAAUUGCUUGUUUCUUUUUCUUGGAAUACUUUAAUUCGGAUCCUUUGGGUUUGGAGAAAGGGAAUGUGAAAGCUGUCAUUACAGACAACAGGUUUCAGUGAUGAGGAGGACAACACUGCCUUUCAAACAUUUUACUGAUCUGUUAGAUUUUAAGAACUCUUGAAUUGUGUGGUAUCUAAUAAAAGGGAAGGUAAGAUGGAUAAUCACUUUCUGAUUUGGGUUCUGAAUUGGAGACUCGGUUUUUAUGAGAUACAUCUUUUAUGCCAUGUAUAGAUCCUCCCCUGUUAUUUUUGGUUUAUUUUUAUUUUUAUACAUUCUUUCUUUGACUCCUCUUCUGCCUGCUUUUGGGGAUAGGUUUUUUGUUUGUUUAUUUGCUUCCUCUGUUUUGUUUUAAGCAUCAUUUUCUUAGGUGGGGGAGGCAGAGGUAUGAGGGAAAGAGAGUCUGAGAAUUAAAGAUUUUAGUAUAAGCAAUUGGCUGUGUUGCUGAAAUCCAUUGUAUCAUCUUAUUGAAUUUGACAAUUUGUAAUUCUUGCAUAAUAAAGAACCAAAGGUAUAAUGUUUUGUUGAGAGGUGGUUAGGGAUUUUGGCCCUAACGAAUACAGUGAAUGUAUGAUGACUAUUUGGGAGGAUACAUUUAUGUACCCAGAGGCCCCCACUAAUAACUGGUACUAUGGUUACUUCCUUGUGUACAUUUCUCUUAAAAGUGAUAUUAUAUCUGUUUGUAUGAGAAACCCAAUAACCAAUAAAAUGACCGCAUAUUCCUGACUAAACAUAGUAAGGAAAAUGCACACUUUGUUUUUACUUUUCCGUUUCAUUCUAAAGGUAGUUAAGAUGAAAUUUAUAUGAAAGCAUUUUUAUCACAAAAUAAAAAAGGUUUGCCAAGCUCA